GAAGGCAGGAUGGCAGCUCGGCGCGCGCUGAAAGCCGUCUUGGUGGAUCUCAACGGCACGCUUCACGUUGAAGACUCAGCUGUACCAGGCGCGCAGGAAGCUCUUAAAAGGCUGCGUGGCGCUCCCGUCACCAUUCGAUUUGUGACGAACACGACGAAGGAAUGCAAGAGAGACCUGCUGGAGAGGCUGACGAAACUGGGAUUUGACAUUGCAGAAAAUGAGAUCUUCACAUCUCUGACAGCAGCCAGAAAUCUUCUGGAGCAAAAGCAGGUGCGGCCUCUCCUCUUGGUGGACGAUAAAGCCCUGCCUGAUUUCACAGGGAUAGCCACUGACGACCCCAGCGCAGUAGUGGUAGGACUGGCUCCCGAGCACUUCCACUAUGAAAUGAUGAACAGAGCAUUUCGGUUGGUUUUGGAUGGUGCCCCUCUUAUAGCUAUACACAAAGCCAGAUAUUUCAAGAAAAAAGAUGGCUUGGCACUGGGACCUGGACCUUUUGUAACCGGGCUGGAAUAUGCGACGGACACCAGAGCGACAGUAGUGGGGAAGCCAGAGAAGACCUUCUUCCUAGAAGCUCUGCGGGGAACUGGCUGUGCUCCAGAGGAGGCCGUCAUGAUCGGUGACGACUGCCGGGAUGACGUUGGUGGCGCCCAGAACGCGGGCAUGCGUGGGAUUUUGGUCAGAACGGGUAAAUAUCGACCGGCAGAUGAAGACAAAAUCAAUCCAGCUCCUUACUUAACCUGUGAGAGUUUCCCAGAGGCAGUGGAACAUAUCCUAGAGCACCUGCUAUGAGAAAGGGAGUAGUUAGCUUGAAGAAACAUCUGCAUCAUGUGAUUUCCUUUACUCUUGUUUGAAAA
Molecule: messenger RNA, 854 nt
Organism: Apaloderma vittatum (bar-tailed trogon)
Lineage: Eukaryota; Metazoa; Chordata; Aves; Trogoniformes; Trogonidae
Gene: HDHD2
Product: haloacid dehalogenase-like hydrolase domain containing 2
Exons: 6
Coding region: 10-789 (259 amino acids)
Biological process (GO): dephosphorylation
Molecular function (GO): phosphatase activity
Source: RefSeq, a predicted model, not a curated record